This is a messenger RNA of Impatiens glandulifera, 2094 nucleotides long. Its product is annotated as tubby-like F-box protein 10. NCBI's taxonomy places the organism in Eukaryota, Viridiplantae, Streptophyta, Magnoliopsida, Ericales, Balsaminaceae. The record is from RefSeq and is a predicted model, not a curated record. Bases 494 to 1834 code for a protein of 446 amino acids. Gene Ontology annotation, molecular function: protein binding. The transcript has 6 exons.
CUGCAACAUCCAAUCCAUGAGUGAGAAUUGAAAGAGUGAUAGAGAUAGAAUAUGAAACUGGGAACGGCAAGAGGAAAAGUCAUAAUGCCGCCAUUACGGCCCCCCAGCAGCUUAUUGCUUCAUUCUAGGGUUGAUGUUUGCCAUGUAGUGGGGGGUAUUAUUCUCCAACACUUAUAAAUAAUAUAUAUAUAUUUCUUUAAUCUCUACUCCUUCGUCACUCUUAUCUAUGAUCAAAUCAUUAAUUUAAUCCAAUUCUUUCCCUUUUCCUUUAUGUGAGAGAAAACCCUUCUCCUUUCUUCUCAUGUUCUACAGAACUGAAAGACUUUGCUCCUGGAGGCUUCUUUCUACCUUGUAAUCUCCCACUUUUCUUCUCUCAGAGAGACGACCAAUUUUGGUUUAUGCUGUCACUUUCAGAUCCUCGCAGAAGCUGAACUCUGAUUAUCCCAAUCCUAUGUUUGCUUUGUAGGUGAGCUCUGGUUGAGGACAAGGCUAAAUGUCAUUUCGCAGCAUUGUUCGUGAUGUUAGAGACAGCUUUGGGAGCCUAUCAAGGCGAGGCUUUGAUAUCAAGUUACCUGGUCAUAACAGGGGGAAAUCACAUGGCUCGUUUCACGAUUUACACGAGCCAUUAGUUGUUCAGAACAGUCAGUGGGCUAACCUUCCUCCUGAACUGCUAUGUGACAUAAUUAAAAGGUUGGAAGAGAGUGAGAGUGUGUGGCCUGCUCGAAAAAAUGUAGUUGCUUGUGCUUCUGUUUGCAGAUCAUGGAGGAGUAUGUGCAAAGAGCUCAUUAAAGGUCCAGAAGUAUGUGGGAAGAUGACUUUUCCUGUUUCCUUGAAGCAGCCAGGACCUCGUGAUGGAACCAUCCAGUGCUUCAUCAAAAGGGACAAGUCUAAUUUGACAUACCAUCUUUAUCUCUGUCUUAGCUCAGUUCUGCUUGUUGAAAAUGGGAAAUUUCUUCUUUCGGCUAAAAGAACCCGUAGAACAACUUACACAGAGUACAUCAUCUCAAUGGAUGCUAAUCACAUCUCAAGAUCAAGUAGUACCUACUUAGGAAAGUCCAGGUCUAAUUUUCUUGGGACAAAGUUCAUCAUAUACGAUACACAACCUCCUCCAUACUCGUGUACUAACACUACUACUACAACUUCAUCUACAACCGCCCCUUUGGAAAAAACAAGCAGAAGAUUCAACUCUAAAAAAGUAUCUCCUAAAGUCCCAACAGGCAGCCACAGCAUAGCACAAAUCACUUACGAGCUGAAUAUGUUAGGGACUCGGGGCCCACGGAGGAUGCAAUGCAUAAUGCAAUCAAUCCCCAUGUCGGCUUUAGAACCAGGUGGUUCUGUCCCCGGCCAGCCUGAGCUUCUUCCCUGCUCAGACUCUUUUCGCACGAUUUCUUUCUCAAAGUCUCUCGAUGAUCGCUCAUCAGAGUUUGGUAGUUCUAGAUUCUCUGAAUUCGAUUCAAGAAUUCUAAACGACGGAGGAGUAUCAGUAGAGGAAGAAGGGAAGUUGAAACCAUUGAUCCUUAAAAACAAGUCUCCUCGAUGGCACGAGCAGUUACAAUGUUGGUGCCUGAAUUUCAGAGGGAGGGUUACGGUUGCAUCAGUCAAGAACUUCCAAUUGAUUGCAGCCACGCAACCGCCACCACCGCCUUUAAAUUCAGGGAGGGCCCCACAGUCGGGGUCGCAGCAGACUGUCCAAUCAGAUCAAGAUAAGAUAAUACUCCAGUUUGGUAAGGUUGGUAAAGAUCUGUUCACAAUGGACUAUCGUUAUCCUCUCUCGGCAUUUCAAGCAUUUGCCAUCUGUUUGAGCUGCUUUGACACCAAGUUAGCUUGUGAAUAGAAUAAAAUCCAAAGAAACAAAACUAAGAUCAAGUGUAACUGAGUUGUGCCUUAUUCUUAACCUUAUUUUUAGCAUGGAUGGUGGAUUUGUUGCUUAACCUCUGAUGAACUCAAUGAGAAAUGUUUUUUUUUUAUUAUAUCCUCUCUGGACCAUGAUUUAACCGUUCACUUACAUGUGUGGUCGUCGAUGAUUCUCAAAACCAUCGUAUUUCAGGUGUCUUGUCAAGUUUCGUGCUGUCGUUUUUAGUUGGCAAUUCUCAA